This is a messenger RNA of Mycena citricolor, 493 nucleotides long. The record is from the annotation of a GenBank genome assembly. NCBI's taxonomy places the organism in Eukaryota, Fungi, Basidiomycota, Agaricomycetes, Agaricales, Mycenaceae.
ACUCGUCUCUUGAUCCUCGUCCCGUUUCUACCAUGGGCCUUCUCGCCUCGUACUACAGUUACGGCCUUCCGACUUUUCUCGUAAUAUGCAUCGCUCUCUACCUCCUCUUUACUGGCUCCGGUGAAGCAUUCAAUGUUGGCCGCUUCCUCGAAGAGACGAGUCCGUACGCGUGGGCUGGCACGGGUGUCGGACUUUGUAUUGGCUUCAGUGUUCUCGGUGCUGGAUGGGGCAUCUUCGUGACCGGUGCAUCCAUUCUAGGUGGUGGUGUGCGCGCACCGCGCAUUGCGACCAAGAAUCUCUUGAGCAUCAUCUUUUGCGAAGUUGUAGCCAUCUACGGAGUCGUCAUCGGGAUUUUCUACUCUGCUAAAAUCUUGCCCGUGUCCGAAGAUCUCCUAUAUACUCGAGAGAAUUACUUCACCGGUACAUCAAUCGCUCCAGUCCGGCACGCUGGCUGAACUUCAUCACUCUCAGGAUAUGCUAUCUUUUGGGGUGG